Aspergillus calidoustus is the source of this 384-nucleotide messenger RNA. The record is from the annotation of a GenBank genome assembly. NCBI's taxonomy places the organism in Eukaryota, Fungi, Ascomycota, Eurotiomycetes, Eurotiales, Aspergillaceae.
AUGGGUUUCUUCGCCGGCUUCUUCAGCGGCUUCGCCCUCACAACAUCAAUGCUCUACCUCACAAUCCAAGUACACAAGUCCAAUCGUCUUGCGCAGAAACAAGCGAUACGCGAACAAACACAGGCGAUCAGUUACCUUGCGCUAUCGAGGGGCGCGUAUGACCGGCGGUUGCUUCCAGCGGAUAGAGAUGCGGAGGAAGUGUCGGCGCAAGUUAUGGGCGUGGGCGGCGCAUCUGGAACGGGCAUGAGGGAUCAACUUAAGCACCAGUGGAAUGAGGAGGUGCGGAAGCUGGCGAGGAAGGCGUAUGAGAGUCGGUGGGAGGAUGUGCGGGAUACGGCUGUGGAGGGCUGGAAGGGGGUUCGGAGGUUGGUUAAGAGGGAGUGA